Messenger RNA from Gadus chalcogrammus (walleye pollock), 558 nucleotides. It is a transcript of the gene plekhb1, whose product is annotated as pleckstrin homology domain containing B1. The record is from RefSeq and is a predicted model, not a curated record. The transcript has 6 exons. Gene Ontology annotation, biological process: regulation of cell differentiation. Lineage: Eukaryota; Metazoa; Chordata; Actinopteri; Gadiformes; Gadidae. Bases 1 to 558 code for a protein of 185 amino acids. Gene Ontology annotation, cellular component: membrane.
AUGGCCCUCAUGAAAUCUGGUUGGCUGUGGAGACAGACCACAGUCCUCAAACGCUGGAAAUUGAACUGGUGUGAUAUUUGGAUUGAUGGGAGUUUUGUCUUCUACAAGAGCGACAGCAGAAGAGACUUCAUGCAACGCGUCAGCCUCAAGACCACAUGUGUAGACGUCAGAUCUGGCUUUGAGUGUGCAGGUGUGAAUCCCCCUGAGAGCCACCCCAGAGAGAACCUCCUGGUGGUCCUGCUGGCUGACGGCUCCAGCGUCAACCUUUGUGCCAACAGUGAAGACGAAGCCAUAGCCUGGAAACUCACCAUAGUCGAUACCAAAAGGAACCCGCUGUUCACCUACGACCCUUAUGAUGACUCUUAUCAGGCGGUUCCAGUCAACAGCCACCACACCAUCUACAUCACACCUGGAGCAGGACCAGGUACGCAUCAGGUGGUGGUUCAGAGGGAUCCGUUCGACGGCGUGGCAGAGCAGCUGGCCCUGGGCCUGCUGGCCGGGAUGGCUGCCGGGGCGGCCAUGCGCUCCUUCCUCUGGAUGCCCUUCUUGUUCUGCUAA